This is a messenger RNA of Xiphias gladius (swordfish), 3447 nucleotides long. Its product is annotated as sentrin-specific protease 1. Gene Ontology annotation, molecular function: deSUMOylase activity. Lineage: Eukaryota; Metazoa; Chordata; Actinopteri; Istiophoriformes; Xiphiidae. The record is from RefSeq and is a predicted model, not a curated record. Bases 536 to 2716 code for a protein of 726 amino acids. Gene Ontology annotation, cellular component: nucleus. Gene Ontology annotation, biological process: protein desumoylation. The transcript is spliced from 18 exons.
GUUGUGCACUCGGUUUUAGGGGAUGCAGUCGUCCAAUCACCGUGUGCGAUGGUAGCGCGUCCAGGUCAGCCAUGUUGUGGUUUUGAAUGAGGAAGAAGCGGGAGAUGUUAUUCUACAACGAGUUUAUAUGCAGUUUAAAGUCACGUUAAGGAUAUAUAAAUGAGUUAGGGUUUGAGUAAAAAUGAUAACCGUUUUUCCGAAUGCGUUGGAUGCGACCUAUCGCAUUCCUGUUGGAAUUUAAACAUACUUCCAUAAAUUAGCAGUGUAGCUAACAACGUUAGCUAGCAGGGUAGUUAGCGUAGUGUGCUAGCUAGGCAACUAGCGAAUUCUCAGCUAACUAGCUAAGGGUUAGCUUGUGUCUUGGGAAAGUAAAAUGGUAUUUGUAAGGAGUGUUAGCCUUUCAAAAAGCCUCAGCUAACCCGCUUCAGUCGAAUGAAGCGUAUUAGCUUUAUUUGGUUUGACUAUAUUGACAGGUAGACUGAAAGCAGCCAUAGUGAUUUAUUUUUAGCGGCGCUAUUUGUAAAACUUUUGAGCCAUGUUGAAUAAAAUCUACGAAUGGAUAGAAACAAGCUUUGCCAAUCUUCGCAAUGGUGUACCAGCUGCGGAGCACUCAGAUGCACACCGGGCACCGGGAGAUGGUCAGAUGAGGAGGAAAAGAACAAUUGAAUGUUUGGAAGACGGACAUAACAUCGACCAAGAUGGAUUAAUGAUAAAGAAAUCAAGAAUGGGGGAUCUUAUUGACACAGUCAAGACUGCAGCUGAAGGGGUUAAGAGUCAUAGCUCCAGCGUGGCUACAUGGAUGAAGAACAAUGUAAGCCCUACCUUGAGAAAUAUACUGCCUGCCUCCCCUGGACCUCCACCCGGAGAGCCACAGCCCUCAACAUCAGCAGCAGCCUGGGCAGGGAUGCCGAUUGCUGAAAGGAACUCUCUGGAUGAGACGUUCGUUGCUCCCUCAACAACGUUGGAGUGGAAAACAUCCAAAUCAGAAUGGAUACGUAAUGAGAAAUCCAUAAUGGGAUCAAAAGUCUGCAGGCGACAAGUGUGCAUGAGUCCCACACAUCGUGAGGUGCCAAAAACAAAUGGGCAUUCAAUCAACUUGCCACCCUCUGUCAUCCCUAAAUUGCACCCUUCCCCACGGCUAGGCAGAUCCCUAAACUUUCGGCCAUAUGGAACACCAAGUUUCUUUAGUGGACUGGGCACCACAAGCAGCUCCUGCACCAGCAUGUAUGAGAAGACCUUUCCCAUCAAAGUGGUGCAGAGCCCAACACAUAGCACCUCAUCUGGUCGCAUAGCCAGGGCCAGGCCCCACUGCACAGCGCAGGAGUCUGUUCGUGAAGAGGAGAAGGAGGUCUACAGGCAGCUUCUGACCAUGGUCUCUGGUGGUCAGUCGUCUUUCCUUCACAACGGCAGCUCACACGCCAUUGUGAGGUCACACAGAGAUUUCACCAGCUUCCUGACCACCAGCCGCAGACUGCUACAGUUCUCUUCCCCUACUGGGUCAGCAGCAGGAGAAACGUCAGAGGGAACUAGCAGCCCACCCAGCCCAAGAGGCAUGUCAAGCCAGAGCUCAAGCAACCUCCCCAGCCCAGUGGAGACCUCCGGCAGGCCAGGGAUGCAGACAUGGUCUCUGGACACGGACCUCAGCUCCAGCAGAGCAGCUACUCUCACAUCAGCUCCCUCCCCAUCUACUCUGCAGGAUAACUCCUCUCAGGACACACAAUCAUCAGCUCACGAUGGUGACUCUGUAAUUAUUGUAAAUGAGCAAAAGGGUAAGAAGCAAGACAGCUCAAGUGUGCCAUGUUUCCAAGCUGAGUUAUGGAUCAAAGAAUUAACUAGCAUGUACGACUCUCGAGCGAGAGAAAGACGGAGACACAUAGAAGAGCAGGAGGCCCUGGCUGCCCAGCUGCUGCGACAGCGCCUGUCUGAAGAGGGGCAACGCAGCCCAGAUGUGGAGGUCCAUGUUCGAGUUCCUUUGGAAAAGGAGGUUCCUUUGACUCCUGUGAUAGAAGAACCAAAGCCUUUGGAAGAGAAACCAGAAUUCCCUGAAAUCACAGCAGAAAUGGAGGCUGAGGUGAACAGGGUGCUGAGAGGAGGUAGUCCUCAUGAAGUAUUAAGUGAAGGUUUUGGUCUCAGCCUUACGCGCAAAGACCUAAACACCCUCAGCAACCUCAACUGGCUGAAUGAUGAAGUGAUCAAUUUUUACAUGAACCUGCUGGUUGAGCGCAGCAAGGACCCCAGGCUGCCAUCAGUCAAUACGUUCAACACUUUUUUCUAUCCAAAGCUGCGCAGGAGUGGCUACUCCGCUCUCCGCCGCUGGACCAAAAAGAUGGACAUCUUUUCUAAAGACAUCCUGUUGGUUCCUGUCCACUUGGAGAUGCACUGGUGCCUCUCUGUGGUGGAUUUCCGCAAAAAGGCUAUCAUGUACUUUGAUUCUAUGGGAGGAAACAAUGAUGAAGCAUGCAAAAUAUUGUUUGAAUACCUGCAGCAGGAAAGUAAGGACAAGAAGGGCGAAGAACUGGAUACCUCAGGCUGGACUCUACACAGCAAAAAGCGCAGUGAAAUCCCUCAGCAGAUGAAUGGUAGCGACUGUGGAAUGUUCACGUGCAAAUAUGCAGAUUACAUUACCAAAGACAAGCCAAUCACGUUCACACAGAAACACAUGCCCUACUUUAGAAGAAGGAUGGUUUGGGAGAUUCUGAACCAUAAGCUGUUGUGAUGUCAGGGUGAGGAAUGUGAACUUGUAUAGUCAGCUCAUGGUGUUACAAACACGCGCCGUGACUACGGCCGAGCUGCGUUCAACAACACGGCCCACUGACAGACAUCCUGUUCUGGGAAGGAUUUGCACACCAGCUCAUCAGAUCAGGAACCAGCUCUGCCUCACUCCAUCCUUCAAGGCCAGUGAAGCCCUCAGCUGAUCUUGGCUGAUGGGAUGUUGCUGGAGCACCUAAGCACUGCCUCCCAGUACUCUUCUCCAGUUUUUUUUUGUUUUGUUUUUUGGUGCACCCGUGGAGCAUCAGUAUAGCAGCUGAAACACUGCGUGUUUUUAUAUUGCCCAGCCAGAACUGUUUUUGAAAUCACACUUACUGACUUACAGACCAUACUCUGAGCUGCAAUGUUGGGUUUGAUGCAGACACACAAAGUUUACAUGUUUUUGUCUUACAGGGAGAUGAGUGUAUUAUGCUGCAUUGUUUUUAUAAUGACAGUAAUACUACAUUUUUCUGUCAAUGUUUGAUACUCUUGGUAUGUGCAAAGGAAAAUUUACCAUGACAGUAUGAAUGCCCACAAAACUGAAAUUUGAAUGGUAUCUAGUCUAAAAAUUUGUCUCUUUGUAUUUGGGCGUGGGACUUGUUUUGUUUUCUUUUUUUUCUGCAAUAUGAAUAUUACACCCAGAACAAGAUUAUUUUUGUACCUUGUUUGAUUAAAAUGCACAUAAGUCUUCAAAUGUGA